This is a messenger RNA of Misgurnus anguillicaudatus (oriental weatherfish), 1357 nucleotides long. NCBI's taxonomy places the organism in Eukaryota, Metazoa, Chordata, Actinopteri, Cypriniformes, Cobitidae. The record is from RefSeq and is a predicted model, not a curated record.
CUGAACGGCAGAAUCAUGAAAGAGAGAGAAAGAGAAGAGAAGAUGAGUUUAGAGAGACAGAAGAAAGAUAUAAAAGAGAAAUAAUGGAGCAAAAGAGACAGAUGGAAGAUGAGAUGAGAAGAGAAAGAGAGACAUUAAAAAAUGAAAUUGAGGAAAUAAAGAAAGAAAACAAAGAUCUCCAGAUAACAUUUAUAAAAGAAAAGGAGAGAACAGAUAGAGAAAGAGAAGAUCUUUUGUUAAAACAUGAAACAGAGAUAGAGAGAAUGAAAAAGAUGAUGGAGGAAGAAAGACAGAAUCAUGAGAAAGAGAGAAAGAAAAAAGAAGAGGAAUUUAUUGAGAGAGAAAAAAAAUAUAAAAGAAAAAUGAAGGAGCAAGAAAAACAGCUGCGAGAUGAGAGAAGAGAACGAGAGACAUUAAACAAUGAAAUUGAGGAAAUAAAAAAAGAAAAGAAAGAUCUCCAGAUAAUAUAUGACAAACAACUGAUGAAUACACGAGAGAAUGAACGACGGAAUUAUGAGAGAGAGAUACAGAGAAGAGAAGAUGAGUUUAAAGAGACAGAAGAAAGAUAUAAAAGAGAAAUGAAGGAGCAAAAGAGACAGAUGGAAGAUGAGAUGAGAAGAGACCGGGAAAGAUAUGAGAGAGAAAAACAAGAUGAAAGACUGAGAAAAGAAGAAGAAGAUCAGAAAAGAAAAGAGAAAGAACAAAUGAUGUUGGACCAGUAUGAGAAAAUAAAAAAAGAGAAAGAGAGAACAGAAAGAGAAAGAGAUGAACAUCAGUUUAAAUAUAACACAGAGAUAGAGAGGAUGAAGAAGAUGAUGGGGGAAGAAAGUCUUAAUCAAAUGAAGAAGAUUUUUUAAUUCAGAACUUAUUUCAGAACUAUAUCUUUGGUGAACAUGGUACUCAGAUUCAAAUGUGUUUUGCAAGUAUGUAUGUCUCAAGCUUGUAAGCUGAAGACUAGCAGUCGUAAAGACUGCAAUGUAUGCAGGGUUUAAAAUAUGGUAACUGAGAGCAGAGCUAAAAAUGCAUAGGCUGACAUUUGGAAGGAAUGAAGUUACCACACCUGUCAAACAUAAAAACAUGCUAAAAACAACUACAUGGGAGGGGUUUCAACUUUUAGAGAACUGUAUAUUAGGUUGCAUUCUGAAAAAGACUCGUUAGUUGCUUGGCCACCAACUCGGCCUUAUUGUUGUAUGCAAUAAAGUCAUCUUUUGGCAAUGGAACCCUCUGCUGAAAAUUAUUUUUCAUAAUCACUACAAAAAUCCACAACAUUUGGCGCCCGAACAGGGACUGGAAAGGAGCAUGGAGGUGGAUGACCGCUGUGGGCUAAGUUUGGAUGAGCAGCAUACACAGGACCAGG